Leptonychotes weddellii (Weddell seal) is the source of this 3799-nucleotide messenger RNA. The record is from RefSeq and is a predicted model, not a curated record. NCBI's taxonomy places the organism in Eukaryota, Metazoa, Chordata, Mammalia, Carnivora, Phocidae.
ACCCAGAGAAGACCCAGCUUUCCCUACUCCCCAUGUCUUUCUGUGGCAGGGCCUGGCUGGGGAAUGGGGCUCCUUCGCCUGGGCCUGGGUGGCACCUUGGAGAUCCCCUGCCUCUCUCCUCGCUGAGCUCCUUCACGGAUGCCUGUGUCUGGUCCCACCCUCCACAGGCAUGACCCACGAAGACAUCGUCCAGGAAUCCAAGAAGUACUGGCAGCAGAUGGAGGCCCAUGCAGGGAAGGCCAGCAGCGGCUUGCAGGGCGCCCCUCGGACACAUGGGCCCAGCACCUUCGACCUGCAGAUGAAAUUUGUGUGUGGCCAGUGCUGGAGGAACGGGCAGGUGGUAGAACCUGACAAAGACCUCAAGUACUGCAGCGCCAAGGCCCGGCACUGCUGGACCAAGGAGCGGCGGGUCCUUCUGGUGAUGUCAAAGGCCAAGAGGAAAUGGGUGUCUGUGAGGCCCCUGCCUUCCAUUCGCAACUUCCCACAGCAAUACGAUCUCUGCAUCCAUGCGCAGAACGGCCGAAAGUGCCAGUACGUGGGGAACUGCUCCUUCGCACACAGCCCGGAGGAGAGGGACAUGUGGACGUUCAUGAAGGAGAACAAGAUCCUGGACAUGCAGCAGACCUAUGACAUGUGGCUGAAGAAACACAACCCGGGGAAGCCAGGGGAAGGGACCCCAAUCAGUUCUCGGGAAGGGGAGAAGCAGAUCCAGAUGCCCACGGACUACGCCGACAUCAUGAUGGGCUACCACUGCUGGCUCUGCGGUAAAAACAGCAACAGCAAGAAGCAGUGGCAGCAGCACAUCCAGUCCGAGAAGCACAAGGAGAAGGUCUUCACGUCCGACAGCGACGCCAGCGGCUGGGCCUACCGCUUCCCCAUGGGCGAGUUCCGGCUCUGCGACAGGCUCCAGAAGGGCAAGGCCUGCCCAGAUGGGGACAAGUGCCGCUGCGCUCACGGGCAGGAGGAGCUCACCGAGUGGCUGGACCGGCGCGAGGUGCUGAAGCAGAAGCUGGCCAAGGCCCGCAAGGAUAUGCUUCUGUGCCCGCGGGACGACGACUUUGGCAAAUACAACUUCCUGCUGCAAGAGGAUGGGAACACCACCGGUGCCGCCCCGGAAGCCCCUGUGGCCGCCGCUGUCACCGGGGAGUAGGGCCAGCUCUGGGCCUCGGGUGAAGUCCUAGGGUCGGGGCGGGGGUGGGGACAGAGGGCCUGAUAGGAGGGCCAGGGCAGGCCAGGGCUGGGGGUGGGGGGCCGCCUUCCUCAGGCAGCCCCCGGCCCCCUGGGGCCCCAUCCAUCCUCUCUGCGCCCACCACCUGUGUGCGUACCCAGGUGCACGUGCUGCAGCCCUGAGUGGUCCCAGGGUCCUCAUCCUGCUGGAACCCCGGGCAGCUAUCCCCCACCCCACCCCACCCCCGGCUCUCCUGGCUGGGGACGGAGGGGCCUGGCCGACCCCUCCAGCUUCAGCCUACAGCUUUAACUUCUGUCUGGUCCUAAAGGGGGCCCAAAGCUCAGGGCUGGGGAGCCUGGGGUCCCCACUUGAAUCUGCAGCGGGAGGGUCCUUCUCCCUGCCCCACCCUCACCCCACACCCACCUCCCCCAGGGGGCAGAUCAGGACAUAACAGAGGGCUGGAGGCCCCAAUUAGCUUUAAAACACAGCCCCAGGAUGGAGCUGGGAACACACUCCUGGUCGCUUGCCCUCUGGGGCCUCAGUUUCCCCUCCGGUUGGAAGAGUGGGAGGGGCUGGGCUAGAUGAUCUCUGGAGCCUCUCCAGUCAGGCCCCCAGCCUAGCCCUCUUCCUUGUGGGCCACCGAAUGUAGACUGUAGGUGCUCAGAGUCCUUGGAGAUGACUCAGCCCAAACGCCCUUAUUGCAGACAGGGAGACUGAGGCCUGGAAGGGACGGGUGAUCUGCCAGGGUCUCCAGCCCAAGGCACAAGGUAGAGCCAGGAGGCAAACUAGUCAAAAGGCUAAGGGCCAGUUGUCUGCUGGAGCCUCCGGGCUCUUGGCAGGAAUAGGACAGUCUCUGAAUCAGUGUGGCAUCGGGGUCCCAGGCGGUGCCCCCUGUGGGCUGAGGAAGGGAGGCUCAGGCUCAUGUCAGCACCAUGUAGAGGGACUGUCCCCUCCUGAGGAUGGUUGUAGGGAGUGUAGCAGCAUGUUACUUCCCACGCCCAGUAGGGGUGGUGGUAAUGGGCAGGGCACCCGUGGGCUCAGCUUCUGCAGGAUGAACUGGAAGGAAGGGGAAGGGUGGGGGUCGGAAUACAGAGGGAAGGGAGAUGACCCUGGGCACCAGGGGCCACUCUAGGAUCGGACACAGCCCCUCUUUCUUGGGGACCCAGCAUGGCCCUCUUCCCCUUCUCCGCAGACCUAGACGUACAGUUGCCCCUGUCUGUCCUAGCCCUCUCUGAUUCCCGGCCCUACCAGCUGCCUGGAACCUCAGCCGACCCCCAGCACCUGCCCCCAGCCACUAAGCCCUGCCCCAUCCCUCUCGUAUGACCUGUCUGCGUGCACCCCCUCCUCUCCAUCCCACCCCCUGUGGGCACACCCAGCGUCCCCUGGUUCCCGAGACAUUCCAGAAUGUCCCACGCAGUUGGCACAAGGAGUGGGGCCCCCCCGGAAGGAACCUGGGACCACAGCUGGAGUCAGGGGUGGGGGUGAGACUACCCCCUCUUAUGGAAUCCCCCUCAUUUCUCCUCAAGCAAGGAUCGAUAGUGAGCGAUGAUGUGAUUCUGGGCACCCCGGGCGCAGAGAACCCUGUUCCUCCUGCCGUCACUGCCCAGCCUUCCCCAGUAAUCGUGGCAUGCACCCUUUCCUCCCCCUGCCCCUCCCCCAGCAGGCUGGCAGCGUGGUGCCAGCGGCAUGACUGGAGGGGAGGAGAGACCACACCCAGGGUGGGGGCCGUGGCUGUGAAUGUGGAUGACACUUGUUUUCCCUGAUCCGUGGUGUUGCAGUCCGUCGUCACCAGCCUCGUUUUUAGUGUGUAUAUAUGUCGCCCCCGUGAUGCAUAUAUACACAGGUAUUAAAUAUAUCGCUCUAUAUAAUAUUAUAUAUGUGUGUGGUAUCCAAGGAAUCACUUCUAAUGAGGGCUAAAGAUAAAGAAUUUGGCCAGAAAAUGCAGCCAUCCUGGUGUAAUUAAGAGGGAUUUUUCAGAUGCAGGGACUUGGAGCUGUGGGUUGGAGGGGGUUUGGCAGUAGGGGCGGGAGCGGCCCUGCCUGGGCCCAGUUCCCAGAGCACUCCGGCCUCACUGGGAGCAGUGGUGCUCCAGGAAAGGAAAUGAUUGGUGUUUGUCUCCCACCCAGAAGAAUAGGAUCAGAGUCCAGAUUUUUCUUCUUCAGCCUGUUAUCCAUCCAGGGGCCAUUGAGAUCUGGGGCUCCCUGGCCUGGCCAGAGCUGGAUCCCCCACAGAGUUGGGCAGAGAGCAAGAGGCAGGGGGUGGGGGGACAGGAGUCCACUUUGAAUGAUGAGAGUGAUUAUUUCAGUCGUGACCCCGACUGGGAGGCUUGGAGAGUUGAAUCGGGGCCUGUGCCCCCUGCCAGCAGGCAGAGACUAGACUUCGAACAUGGCGGGGGCAGGCGCCCCCGAUGUGAGUGUCCCUUUGGGGUAGGGGAAAGAGGGAUGCUGCAUUUCUCAGCUGGGCAGUAAUCAAUUUAAUGGUCCUUUUAAAAUGUCUGUGUAUUAAAAAUUUAAGAAUACCACACUUUAAUAUUAAAUAUUCAUAAGGUCUAGUAUCUUGAUAAUAAUGUAGAUGUUUUAAUAACAAUUUUUGUCCUUCUUAAAAUAAAAUGAAAGAAACUUGAUUCUUUUA